Messenger RNA from Solanum verrucosum, 1219 nucleotides. RefSeq lists its product as uncharacterized. The transcript has 3 exons. NCBI's taxonomy places the organism in Eukaryota, Viridiplantae, Streptophyta, Magnoliopsida, Solanales, Solanaceae. The coding region runs from base 370 to 1134 and encodes 254 amino acids. Gene Ontology annotation, molecular function: zinc ion binding. The record is from RefSeq and is a predicted model, not a curated record.
CUAAAGCUUGACUUGGAGAUCGAUGAUGGAGCUCACUAGACCUUCAUGUCAGAUAAGCAAAAAGGUCUGAUAGAAGCAUUUAAUGAUAUAUUACCUUUGGUCGCUCAUAGAUUUUGUGUUAGACACUUGCAUAGUAAUUUCAAAAGGGCCGGAUUUUGUGGUGACACACUAAGAAAUGCACUUUGGAAAGUUGCUAGUGCGACAACAGUAAGGUGGUUUGAUGAACGCAUGGUUGAAAUAUUUGAUUUGGAUCCCGAAGCUGAUAUUUGAUUGAGAGAUAAGUCACCUAGUGAAUGGCCUAAAUCUCACUUCUCCGAAGAUGCAAAAUGUGAUACCUUAGUGAAUAACAUAUGUGAAUGUUUUAAUAGCAUGAUAUUGGAUGCAAGAGAUAAGCCUAUUAUCACUCUUCUGGAGAAAAUUCGGUAUAUGCUCAUGACAAGAAUGCAAGCAAAUAGGGAUAAAUCUAUCAAGUGGAGUUCUGAUGAUAUUUGCCCCAGAAUUAAAAAUGUAUUGUGCAAAAGUCAAGUUGUUGCUGCUGAAUAUAUUCCUAGAAAAUCAAAUGAGUGGAACUAUGAGCUUAUAGGAGCUAGCAUAACUGACAUUUGGGCCGUAGAUUUGUUAAACCGAAAAUGCAGUUGUAGAAAAUGGAAUUUGACAGGGCUACCUUGUAAACAUGCUAUAUCAGCAAUUUGGGCUAAAAAUGAUGAAAUCAGUUCGUAUAUUGAUGAUUGUUAUAAGGUGGAAACUUAUAGAAGGAUCUAUGAAUUUGUUAUUCUUCCUAUGAAUGGUCAAAGUAUGUGGUCGCAACAUGAGAAUAUUCCUCCUUUGCCUCCCAGAGUAGUAAGACAAAGUACUAAAGGGAGAAAACAAAAGAAGAGAAGAAAAGAAUCAGAUGAAGUGGGCGCGAGUAGGACAAAAGUGAAGAGGAAGCAAAAAUAUUUAGGAUGCAGUAGAUGCCACAAGCUUGGACAUAACACAAGAACUUGCAAGUAUAAUUUGUUGCAGACAGAGUCUCAAAAUGUGUCUCCGCUAUAUCAUGAAUAUCUUCAUCAUGUGCUCCUACAAAACUACCAGUUAGAAGAGUUGCAGAGAGUCAAGCUAAUUUCAACUCAACAAAGUGACGUGCUCUCGUGAUUGAUGUAGUUUGGCGACAUUUGACUUAUGUUUAGGGUAGCUUGGUGAUGUUUUUUGGUGCAGUUUGUCGCAGUUUCUAUGCUAG